Molecule: messenger RNA, 1810 nt
Organism: Linum tenue
Lineage: Eukaryota; Viridiplantae; Streptophyta; Magnoliopsida; Malpighiales; Linaceae
Source: the annotation of a GenBank genome assembly
UUUUUGGUUUGUGAAUACUAGUUAACCUUUCUGGUGAUGAUUGGUGAUUGAUUAUGGAUUGUUCUGAAUUCUGAUCAUUGAUUUCUGUUGAGAGUAGUAAUCCUGGACAUGGUUAAUUCAGGGAUGCGAUUUUUUCAUUUAUUUGUUCAAUCAAACUCUGGUGGGAGUCGUCCUGAUUUUGGUCACCAAUUUUGUUCGAUGGGUGUUGCUUGUUUGCUUGCCCAAUUAGGAUUCCACAAUUCCAGGUGUUAGCUUCUCAGCAUGAUCCUUGAUGUUUACAAAUGUUAACUGUGUUUUGGCGGUUACAUGCCAUGACAGUAAUUUACUAGAUGAAUGGAUAUGGACGAUUGAUGCCAACUGCUUUUGAAUUAUUGAAUUGUGAUGGUUUUAAUCCGACCGGUUCAAGCUGUAGUGUUUUGUUCUCUCAGUCUAUUUGUUGUGUGGUUCUGGAUUCAGGAAGACCCUCUACUCCGGCGAUGGCAGAUAACGAGGAAGGCGAGGAGAAUGCCUCUCGAGGGAACGAGUGGGAAGUUGUUUCACUCACAGCUUCAACAUAUGCAGCUGCCCCGGGCCCAACAGAAGUUGAAUUGAAGGAUGAUGAUAAUGAUGGCGACGCUAAUCAGGUGUAUAAGGCCGAGACUUCUCAUGCUUUGUUCAUGUCUGAACACUUUGUCUUCCCGCCCAGCCAGCAUGAGAAUUUGCCUCUGGAGCCUGAACACAGUGAGAUUGUGGAUGAUGUUACUAGUAAGAAUUUGGGCUCUGGAUAUCAUGCUGAAGAAGGAAACGUCUCCGGUGGGAAGGAUGAUGGGAAUUGGCCAUUGAAGGGGCUAAACAUCUCUGAAGAUUUUCCAGGGGCGCAGUUCUUUGACACUGGCAGUAAUCAGCUUCUGAUCUCGGGUAAAGAGUUUGAAGAGAGUGCAGCACUGCCAGAGUUGCAUCUAUCGGACAAAGAAGAAAGUAUAUAUAGUACAGCUGCCUUUAGUUCUUUGCACAGUGAGACAGGCCUAGGUGGUUCUACUGUAUAUGGCGGCAUUCAUGAAAUAAAUGAAUCUGUUGAUCAGGUUUCACAUCUUCCUGUGCACAGCUCUCACUCUUCAGAGCAUCAUGCUAAAGAUGGUCAAUAUGAGCGGCCUAAAGAAGCACUACCAUGUGAAGCUUGGUGGAAAAGAAGGGCUCUUUCUGUGUAUGGUCAUGCCAAAGAGGCAAAUACAUUUUGGUCUGUCUUUGUUGCUGCAGCUGUUAUGGGGCUUGUGAUUCUUGGCCAGAGGUGGCAACAGGAAAGGUGGCAGGUUCUGCAACUUAAGUGGCAAGCUACCCUCAGCAGUGAGAAGAGUGGGAGGGUGCUGGGCCCGAUAUCUCGAAUCAAGGAUGUGAUCGUCGGCGGCAAUCGUUGCCACGUUUCUUUGAUGAAGGGACCUUCCCCGAACGAGCACUGAUAUAAAGAUGAUGACGAUAAAAUUGGCAGUUGUGUGUGUGUGUGUGGGGAUACUGAUGAGAAACUGCUGAAAGAUGGAUUUCUUAGUACUGUAAUUUUCUGUUAUGGCUUUUGAGUUGUUCCUGUCUCGUAGUAGAAAGAAAGGAAUCGAUGUUGGUUAGAUGGCACGUAAAGGGAAAGUUCGACACUGUUAUAUUGUUAUUUGCUCUUUGUGUAAUUGGUGGCCAGUGAUUGAUUCUGUUGAUAUGGCAUGCAGCUCUGUUUAUCACCGGACCAUCCUUGCGCUUUAUGCCUUUGCCUGCUGCACUUUUCUUCUUGCUUUAUCCUCUCUUUUGUUUUAGAAUGUUCCUUUUUUUAAACAAAGAAAUACUUCUA